Molecule: messenger RNA, 5940 nt
Organism: Archocentrus centrarchus (flier cichlid)
Lineage: Eukaryota; Metazoa; Chordata; Actinopteri; Cichliformes; Cichlidae
Gene: jph3b
Product: junctophilin 3b
Exons: 6
Coding region: 1411-3828 (805 amino acids)
Biological process (GO): regulation of synaptic plasticity
Cellular component (GO): plasma membrane; junctional membrane complex; endoplasmic reticulum membrane
Source: RefSeq, a predicted model, not a curated record
GGAGAAGAGAUUGUAAGACCAAGACAGCAGGCAGGCUGUGCGUCAGCCGGCACUCCAUAGGGAAACAUGGAGAUGAGCAGGGGAUGCUGAAGAGGACAGAGCACACCUUAACAGGAUCAUACAGAUGGAUGAUAUUUCAUCAAACAGGCAAUCUGAAGGCAGCCCACGCAGAGGAUAAACCACUUAUGGACGCAGUGGAUUAAAGACCUACAGACAGACUGAGAGAGAGAGAGAGAGAGAGGGAGGGAGAGGGGGAAUAGAAGAAGAGAAAUUAAUCAGUUCAGUUAUUUAUUUUCAUUGUCUGUGUGUGCGCACUUUCUGUCAGAAUCGGUGUGUGUGUGUGCCUGCAUACAGUCUAUGCGUGCAUAAGGCAGGAGACUGCAUUGCUGCUCUCCGGCACCACAGGACAGACGAAACAGGCAGCCGAGCAGAUUACCUUCUGUGUUUUUUCCUAUUAUUUCUGUCUCUCUCCCCCUCUCUCUAUGCAUGUGUGUGACUGGCUGUGCAGUAAAGCACAGUAAAUGUGUGUGUGUGUGUUAAAGCUGAGAAUGAAAGAAGAGAAUGAAGUCUGAAGUGAGCCACAGAGUCUCACUUUAAAUGUUUUUUUGUCUGAUCAUCAACAACAGGCUUGAAGAAAAAAAUUCUGAGGAGGAGAAUCUUUUUUCCUUUUCUUUCUCCUUAUUUUAUUGUCUUGGUCAGAUAUCAUGUCAUAGCUACAGCCGAAGCCUCGGUGCUGAUCAGGGUGGCGUCUAUGCUGGAGGCUUGGAGGUUUGAAGGGCCGCCACCGGGGAAACUUCUCGGCUCUACACCCCAGGGAGGUGGAGGCAUCAUCAGGUAGGAGGUGGCGGAUUGAGUGGGUCUGAGCGGAAGGCAGGAGAGAGAGUAGGAGGAAGAGUUCUGCGUUUGUGUCGUAGACUGUGUGGGCAGGCCGAUGGCAGGCCAGUGGAGCUGCCUGAUGGUCUAAACUUCUGCUGAGAGGAUAAUGGCAGCUCUGGCCCUACUCUCCUCCUCUCUCACCUACAUGUGCCACAGAGAUAUUGGGAAGUGCUAGCCAAAGCUACAAAGAGCCCACCAAGAGGAUGGUGUGAACAGGAACGUGCUUUCCCAACAAGCCGGGAGACCCCUGACACAGCUGUGAGGGGCCACAUUUUAUUCUCCACCUCACUUCUCCUUCUUCUACGCCGAGCUAAUAGGAAACAAAGAGCGGCCUGUCUUGAUUUGUGUGGGAGUUUUCUCCCUCCCACUCCCACUCCCUCUUCCACCUCCUCACCCCUGCCCUCACAACCUCCAAACUCAUCUCCAUGGAUUGGUUCUAGCACCAACCUGUCCUCUUUUCUCCCUUCUUUUUCUUUUUCUUUUCUUUUUCUUUUUGUCGAGGCUUCAGGGGAAUUGCCAAGACCUGUUUCAUGCAUGUCCACUGGCGGCAGGUUCAACUUUGACGAUGGGGGGUCAUACUGCGGAGGGUGGGAGGAGGGCAAGGCGCAUGGUCACGGGAUCUGCACUGGACCCAAAGGCCAGGGCGAGUACUGUGGGUCCUGGGCCCAUGGGUUUGAACUGCUGGGUGUCUACACUUGGCCCAGUGGGAACACCUACCAGGGCACCUGGGCUCAGGGCAAGCGGCAUGGUGUGGGCGUUGAGAAUAAAGGCCGCUGGGUGUACAAGGGCGAGUGGACGAAUGGCUUUAAAGGACGCUAUGGGGUGCGGGAGAGCACAGGGACAAGCGGGAAGUACGAAGGGACGUGGAACAAUGGCCUGCAGGACGGAUAUGGAACAGAAACAUACUCCGAUGGAGGAACAUUUCAGGGUCAGUGGGUUGGCGGGAUGCGCCAUGGCUACGGAGUUCGGCAGAGUGUCCCAUACGGUAUGGCGGCUGUUAUCCGCUCCCCACUUCGUACCUCCAUAAACUCUCUCCGCUCUGGUUCAGAGCACAGCAAUGGUACAGCUCUGUUGGACCGGACUGGGGCAGUGAUUCCUGGACCUCCUCCACUUCCUGGCACUCUGACCACCAGCGUCUCCAUGUGCAGCACAGGAAGCAGCGGCAGCAGCCCCGCAGUGUCUCGGGGAGGUUUUGUGCUGACGGCACACAGCGAGGCUGAGCUGCUGAAGGGGAAAAGAAAGGGCGGGCUUUUUCGAAGAUCUAUCCUAUCUGGUCUCAAGCUGAGGAAGUCCGAGUCCCGGAGCUCUCUGGCCUCCCAGAGGUCUAAACAGAGCUCAUUCAGGAGUGAAGCCGGCAUGAGUACUGUGUCCUCUGCUGCAUCUGAUAUCAACUCUACCAUCAGCCUUGGGGAUGCAGACACUGAGCUGACUGUCGCUGAUGACGACGUGGAUGCCACAGCAACAGAGACCUACUGUGGGGAGUGGAAGAACGACAAGCGUACCGGAUUCGGAGUGAGCAGGCGGUCCGACGGGCUGCAGUAUGAAGGGGAGUGGCUGAGCAACAAACGUCAUGGCUACGGCUGCACCACAUUUCCUGAUGGGACAAAAGAGGAAGGGAAGUACAAGCAGAACAUCCUGGUGAGCGGCAAGAGGAAGAACCUGAUCCCCCUCCGAGCCAGUAAGAUCAGAGAGAAGGUGGACCGAGCCGUGGAGGGAGCACAGAAGGCAGCAGAUAUUGCCCGGCAGAAGGCUGAGAUCGCUCUUUCCAGGACGGCUCACGCGCAGGGCAAAGCCGAGGCGGCGGUAACAGCCGCCCAGAAAGCCCAGGAGGAGAGUCGCCUCGCGAGGGUCACCGCCAAGCAGUUCUCCCCUUCCUUCCAGCACCCAGGAAACGGUAUGGAAGUGCAGCGUCCCAAGCGUCAGGUGUCCAGCGAAGUGGAGGGUGAGGGGUUGUCGAGUAGCGCUGGGACAGCUGACAGUCCAGACCUCUAUGUGAAGAGUGCGGCCUCCGAUGACCCCUCUAAUGAUGCUGCAACCCCUGAUCUCAGCCCGCCUUCGUCUUCGCCACCCCACACCCCACCGCCACCUGCCCGGCCGUCGCAGCGCAGCAAGAGCGCCCGUUUCCACCGGCAGACCGCAGUGGACCAUGGGGACAGGGGUAGGGAUGGAGGAGAUAGAGGUGAGAAAGGUGGGGGAGGAGAGCAGACAGAGAUUCAGGUGUUGAUGGAGGGAGGUAGUGUGGGAGGUGAAGGUGUUGGAGGAGGAGGGAAGGGUGAGUAUCCACGGGCCAACAGCUGGAGUGAAGACAAAAGGAGGGGAAUGUUGUCAAAAGGGGGAGGUGGGAUCAGUGGGCGAGGCACUAGCCGGACCAAUGGACACAAACACAGCUCCUCUAAUCACAAGUCGCGGGAGCACAGCUCUUCCAAUCACAGACAGGCCAGGUGGACAGAGUCAUCCUCAUCUGCCUCUUGGACGUCCGGCCACAGAGGUGUGCACGGCAGGGGAGGCCGGCUGCUGGAGCAGGACGAGGAGAAAAUUAGCAACUACGAGAUGGAGAUGAAGCCUUUACAGCCCAGAGACUCAACUACCCACAAGCCCCAUGGGCAUGGGGAGGAGAGGCAUGGUCACGGAGAGGGGCGUUCGCACGCUGUACAGCGACAGAGGCAUAAGAACCGAGAUGGGAGGGAGGGAAGGGACGGGAAAGAGGGAAGGGAAGGGGGAAAGGACUCUUUGCACAAGCUGGACAGACAGGGGGAGAAGAUGGACUCGCGGCCUCUCCGCCGGGACCUCACCCUCUCCCCCCCUCUGAAAUCAUCCCCCAUCACACCGGCACAGCAGGACCACAGCCUCAUACAGAGCAAAGGCAACUCGGCCUACAGCUCCAUCCUGGUUGUCAUGGUGAUUCUGCUCAACAUUGGAGUGGCUAUUUUGUUUAUCCACUUUUUUAUUUAAAGACAGCAGCGCUUUCAGAGUCAGCCUACCUAUGCUACAACAACUAUAAAUUCAUACGAGUAUUACGGCGAAUCUGCUGCCCCUUCGUGUUCCUGGUGAGAUGGCUGCAACCAGCUAGGACCAAUGAGGGCUCCACCGUCACUUGGGCUAAAGGUGGCUAACCCAAACUAAGCAGAGCUUGGUCCGGCCGUUGCGGAAGAAAUGCUGAAGCGCAAAGCCCAAAGAAGUGGACGCAAGAGGGGUAAACCAGUCCAGAUGACUGGACUGCAGGGAGAUAAUACAGUCCAGGAAACUGGACUUAAGUGAGCUUCACAAGUUCACAUCAAGACUGGAGUGGGCUGUCUGAUUCUCAGGCACGAGAGCUGCAGCUGGCUUUUACAGCAAGUGCGCAGACAGGACUGACCAGACAGACUUUUUCAUCUUCAAAUCAUAGUUUUCAACAGAUUUGUAACUCAAAAUUUAUUUAUUAACAUAUUUCUCUCAUGUACAAUACAUCGAUGGAUAUGUUCUUUAUUUUGUAACCCUCCUCCCCUCUUUCUAAAUCUCCUGCCUUUUGGUUCUUCCGCCUGACCCGGUGUUGUUACUGAUGGUUGUGUGAUUGCGUCGGUUGUGUUGGCUGAUACACACUCAAGAGCUGCACAGUGUGUGCGCGCUGACCACACAUGCAUGCAUGCAUGCACACACACCCAAACACAUUCAAUGCUUUUACCCCGUCCUUCUUAUUCAUCUGUUCUUGUUCUGUGUGUCUCUGGUUAUGUGUGUGUGUGUGUUUGGAUACUGUAUUUACAGUGAAAUGUGAGUUUCUAUCAAGCUUGGAUGUUUUUGCCAUCACGGUAUGUGCGUGUGUGUAUAUGUGUGUGUGUGGUCUCCAAGUUACACAGUGGCCUUUCACGCUGCUCAUGAACUUUACAAGAGCAUCUCACGAGGACAGAGUUGCCGCACAGCAACAUCUAGCCUACUAGCAUCCGCUGACAGCUGUGCUCCCUCCAUCUCUCUCCCUCCCACUCUCCCCACCUCCACACACACCGGUCAAAGGGUGGAACCUGAGUUGGUGGCUGUUUGCGGCACAGCUUAUUGGCAGAGCCCUGCGCCCGCUGUACCACCAGCGGAGGUAUUUAGAGGAAAAUACCACUUCCACUGAAGCCUCACAAAUGUGGCUCUGCUGGCGAUGUCUCCGACUGCUUCUGUUAAAACUUAACCUGAAGAUAAUGACAACAUAUUUUAUACUAUACUUGCAAGAUGUCUGAAAAAAAAUACUAGUCGCCCACCUGCAUUGCUUUUGUAGAGCAAAUUGAUCCAAGUACAACAAUGCAUGCAUAUGUACUGUAAUAACUUAGUUGUGCAUUGAAUCUGAAAGCAAAACAAGCUUCAGAAGCAACAUGUUAGGCUUUGAUAGGAGCACAGUCUGGAGACCAGCGUCUGUCUUAUUGAUUUUACUAGGAUAAAUGACACAGAUUAAUUGAAGCUAGGUGAUGCAAGGCUAUUGUAGCAAGCAGUAACCGGGGCCAAGUCAGGAUUUAUCAUCUCCAUUCCUUAACUUCUCCCCUGCUAAGCAAGACUCUUAGUGACACACAAGACUGCCACAGAUACCUGUCACAGUUUUGUAGUCACCUGGAUUUCUCUCAAACCCAUAACACGACAAACCCUCUGUUUCUUUAUGUGUAUGCGCAUGAAUGCUCAUCAAAGUAGGUGAAUGUGUGUGUGUAUGUGUGCACGUCCUCCUUUCACACGAUGGAGUGGCGAGAUGGCUGAGGCCAUCACCAUUGGUAACAACCUCCAGGGGCAGAGAGGUUUGCUGUUGCUUUUCUGUCCGACAGCGUUUCUCAGGCUGUGGGCUCAUUUCUGGCGUUUCCCCAUGUUCUGACAACAGCUCGGUCUAAUGUGGCAGCACCCUGAGAGGCACAACUAUAGAUCUUUAUUUGAUUUCGGGUCCCAGAAGAAGCUCUGCUAUAUGCCAUCAGCCUGGUGACGAUGCCCUGCACCACCACGUUAGUCUGCAGCAUGCUACAGCAUGCCAAGCUCUCUCUCUGUAGUUUCACUCUCCUUUCUUUCUUUCUUUCUCUUUCUUUCUUUCUUUCUUUCUUUCUUUCUUUCUUUCUUUCUUUCUGUUUC